AAUGCUUUUAUAUUUGUUACCGGUUUUAAGUGAUGUAGAUUGUGCCUACAAUUCUUGUAGGUGGUUAUGUACCUGAAUUACCAUAUUACUCAUAGAUUUAUACAAUUUCUGCUUUGGUACCUCAAUGACACAAUUCCUCAUUGGGUCUCCUGAUCUGGCCAAUGCCACUUAGACUCUCUACAGUUUAUACCUUUGAUCAUAUUUACCUAAAGUCUCUCAAUGAGUUUAGUUUUCUUAAAGUCGUUUUAUUGUAUUUUAGAAGUCCACUUGCUUCUGGGCUUGAUUUUAAUCUUAGGUUUGUUAUUGCUUUUGGAGACGAAACGCAAGUACAGAAUUGCACCAACUUCAGCAUUAUCUGACAAAAGAAGACAGCCUUCCUUGUUUCUUUUGGAGGGAAGGCAGCAAAAGGCUUCUCCUAAAAUUGAUAGGGAUGAUAUGAAUGUUCAUACCAAAUCACAGAUUGAUCUAGAGUUAGCAAAGAUGAGGAGUAUGACUCCACAAGAGGCUGCUACAGCUGCUGCUCAAGCAGUUGCUGAGGCAGAAGCUGCCAUAGCAGAAGCUGAACAGGCAGCAAGGGAGGCAGAGGCAGCAGAAGCCGAUGCAGAAGCAGCGCAAGCUUUUGCAGAAGCAGCAAUGAAGACACUGACAGGGAGAAGCACCCCAAGGAUGAUGAUUCGUGCUUGAUGGAUAUUUACAAAAUGGGUUAUGAUGAUACCUGAAGCGGAGCAUUUUUUCGUAGUAACCAAGUUAGGUUAGGUUAUUUCAGCCAACUUUGUUUGUAGUUAUAUAUAUGAUUAGUCUUUUGUGGCCAGUGAAAUCCAGUGUGAUCUUAAUUCACCAGAUCAACUACGUGGACAAUUUUUUUUUUUAUAGAGAAUUACAUGCAUGGAAACUUUUGCAUACUUUGGAAAGCUUGUUCCUUGGUAAAUUGGUAUGAACAGUUUUUGGGAGCUUAAGGUUGUAUUCCUCGGAUAUUGUAAAUAGAAGAUACAAAGAAAUAGUAAUAGUUGGAUUCUGGCUGCAAUGUUUGUUUGGUGUUUCAUGUAUAUUAUUCUGACCACUUUUGGGAUAGAAGAGUAUGUAAUUUAGCUGUUUUGC
This is a messenger RNA of Ilex paraguariensis (yerba mate), 1098 nucleotides long. The record is from the annotation of a GenBank genome assembly. NCBI's taxonomy places the organism in Eukaryota, Viridiplantae, Streptophyta, Magnoliopsida, Aquifoliales, Aquifoliaceae.